Hipposideros armiger (great roundleaf bat) is the source of this 1190-nucleotide messenger RNA. RefSeq names its product P2Y receptor family member 10 (gene P2RY10). Gene Ontology annotation, molecular function: G protein-coupled receptor activity. Gene Ontology annotation, cellular component: plasma membrane. Gene Ontology annotation, biological process: phospholipase C-activating G protein-coupled receptor signaling pathway; positive regulation of Rho protein signal transduction. The transcript has 2 exons. The record is from RefSeq and is a predicted model, not a curated record. Lineage: Eukaryota; Metazoa; Chordata; Mammalia; Chiroptera; Hipposideridae. The coding region runs from base 178 to 1164 and encodes 328 amino acids.
CACUCAACUUCCUCUUUCAACAACAAAUUUGUCAGUUAUCAGCAGGAUCCGUAACACCCUGAGUUAGGCUUUUUCACCCCCAGCUCCCUGCAAAGAGACAAGAGUGCUAAUUCCAGCAAGGCUCCAGGGGAUCAUAACUCCGUGGCUUACUUUGAUGAAUAUACUGAAAUAUUCAAGAUGGGUAGCAACAGUACUAGCAGUGAUGAGACUAACUGCAAUGUCACUAAUGUAACAUUUCAGUACUCCCUCUAUGCAACCACUUACACCCUCAUAUUCAUCCCUGGUCUUCUGGCCAACAGUGCAGCCUUGUGGGUCCUGUGCCGCUUCAUCAGCAAGAAAAAUAAAGCCAUCAUUUUCAUGAUCAACCUCUCCGUGGCUGACCUUGCCCAUGUGCUGUCCUUACCCCUCCGGAUUUACUAUUACAUCAGCCACCAAUGGCCUUUCCAGAAGACCCUUUGCCUGCUGUGCUUCUACCUGAAGUAUCUCAAUAUGUAUGCCAGCAUUUUCUUCCUGACUUGCAUCAGCCUUCAGAGGUGCUUCUUUCUCCUCAAGCCCUUCAGGGCCAGAGACUGGAAGCGUAGGUACGAUGUGGGCAUCAGUGCUGCCAUCUGGAUCAUCGUGGGCACUGCUUGUUUGCCAUUUCCCAUCCUGAGAAGCACGGACUUAGCCAACAACACUGAAUCCUGCUUUGCUGAUCUUGGAUACAAGCGAAUGAAUGCAGUGGCUUUGGUUGGGAUGAUUACAGGUGCUGAGCUGGUAGGAUUUGUGGUCCCGGUAGUCACCAUUGCAUGGUGUACCUGGAAAACUACCAUAUCCUUGAGACAACCAUCAAUGACUUUCCAAGGAAUCAGUGAGAGGCAGAAAGCACUGCGGAUGGUUUUCAUGUGUGCUGCAGUCUUUGUCAUAUGCUUCACUCCCUAUCAUAUUAACUUUAUUUUUUACACCAUGGUAAAGGAAACCAUCAUUAGCAGUUGUUCCAUUGUCAAAAGCACACUGUAUUUUCACCCUUUUUGUCUAUGUCUUGCAAGUCUCUGCUGCCUUUUGGAUCCAAUUCUCUAUUACUUCAUGGCCUCAGAGUUUCGUGACCAACUAUCCCGCCAUGGCAGCUCUGUGACCCGUUCACGCCUGAUGAGCAGGGAGAGUGGUUCAUCAAUGAUUGGCUAAAAAAUAAAAUAAUUUUUCAAUUACAA